Entrophospora candida is the source of this 825-nucleotide messenger RNA. Lineage: Eukaryota; Fungi; Glomeromycota; Glomeromycetes; Entrophosporales; Entrophosporaceae. The record is from the annotation of a GenBank genome assembly.
AUGCUAAAUGUAAAUAUUGCAAUUGUGAAUCAAAUUAAACUAGCUCAAGGCGUAAAUGAAGUCAUUUACGAAACAUUUAAUCUUAUUUUGGUAUCAAGUGCCAAAUUCACUGUUGAACAAGUAGAUUUGAUUAAGAACCCGCCCGUACCUAAUGUGGAACCGGAUGAUUUUCUUUCAAAAAAACCCAGAAAAUUGCCACGAAAAAUUAGAAAGAAAGGGAAAAGAGUCACUCUAAGAUGGGCAAACAAGUUCAUUCAAUUUCGUAGAUAUUAUGAAAGACUUGAAAGAAUCAAUGAUCCAAAGAAACCUAUUCGAGACAUCUCAAAAGCAGCUUCACAAGAAUGGAAAAAAUUAAAAAGAUCGGAACCAAAAAUAAUAGAAUUCUUUGAACUAAUGUCUCUACUUGAUAAAGAGUAUCAAAAAUUUAUUUCCCUCGAAAAAGACGAAGACAUUCAUACAUACAAUAAUUACACAGUUGAUACUGUGCAAGAAACUCAAUUUUUCUACUCAAUAGAAGAAGCUGUACAACAAUUCAACAGAAUGGAAUCGUUACAGGAAAAUCAACUGUAUCAUAAUACUCCUCUAUUUAUUGAUAAUAACAUUAAUAUAGUGGAUAUUGAAAAUAUAAUUAAUGCUGAAAAUUAUAUGCACAACAAUAUCAAUGCUGAUAUCAAUAUAACAAAUAUUAACACAGAAUUUAUGAUGAAUCAACAACCAAUACUAAAUGAACUACCUAAUUUUUUAUAUAAUGGUGUAAAUCCAAUUACCCCCGAUACAAAUCAAUUGGAGGAUCUAAUUAGAUUCUGUGAAGAAAAUCAGAAUUAA